This is a messenger RNA of Marchantia polymorpha subsp. ruderalis, 3432 nucleotides long. The record is from the annotation of a GenBank genome assembly. Lineage: Eukaryota; Viridiplantae; Streptophyta; Marchantiopsida; Marchantiales; Marchantiaceae.
GGUUUGCAGCACAAGAGCAGCUCAGAUGAAGCCUUCCCUCGAUGUGAUUCGAAGCUGGCGUAUUUCCACAAAAAGCACUCCACGAAUGUGCAUGGCUCCACAAUUCCAGUCGAGGUUGAGGUGACUCUGAAGCAAUGUAGCCAAAAACAAACUCAUUGGCAGGCAAGUGAAGAAACGGAAGAAUCAGAGGAGAAAUUGUCAAUAGCCUGAUUAUUGUUAGAUCAUGUUUAAGUCAGCGAGAUCGCAGGCAACGCCAGAGUCAUGAUUGAUUCGAUCGAUCGUCAAGAUCAUUAACGAGAACGGGGUCAAAGCAAGAGGCUAAUUAAUCCAUCCAUCCCGUCAAUCAGCAGGAAACGGCUGCGAUGCAGCGACGGAGGAAGAUCAGUGAGCGAUCAGUGGCUGGCUCAGUUUCAGGCAGAGGCAGUGGUAACAAAGUCAAAGCAUGGAUCGAGCAUGAGAUGGAAGGAGUCUCGUCCUCGUCCUCGUCCUCCCCCUCCCCUCGGUCCUGAAGCUGUGGAAGAAAGGGAGGGAGGGAGGGAGGGAGGGAGGGAGGGAAGGUGGGGCCCGCCUGGGGGGGGACGAGGACGAGGAGGAAGAGAGGUGGAGGCCACAUGAUGGGGAGAAGGAGAUGGGGGCCGCCAUAGCUUUGGCAGCUAGCAUGCAAAGAGGGCCUUGCGGUUGUCUGCUUUCGUCGCACAAUUGCAUGUCUGCAGGCGGCCACUUUUGCAGGCGAGGGUGCUCAGCACUCAACUCUGCAGAGCUGCUCGUGUAAGCCGAGCCGAGCAUAGCCAGGCCAGGCCAAGGCCGCCUGCGAAUCUGCAGACAGACGGGCGAGCGAGCGUCGUAGCCUGCGUGCGGGCCCACCGAUCGAGCCCUUGGAAGGCGCUGCUCGCUCCGAUCUGCCGCUUGCUUUCUCCAUGCAUUGAAACAUUCGUGCCAAAACUCUCGCCUUCCUCCUAAAGCUCCUGCAGCUGCCCUCUCCAGGAGCCAUCUCGUCUCUCACCUCGCCCCGAGAGACUGAGACAUUGACCUCGAGCCACCACUGCAAGACCGAGAGCUGAAGCCCGCUCGUCUCUCCCUCCGAAGCGCACCAAAUCGAAGGCCAGGGACAGAAAAGGUGUUAGUAGAGAGAGAGAGAGAGAGAUGGGGACCUCGAGAGUUGCGGUCGGACUCGUGCAGUUGAUCUUGCUCGCUCCGUUGAUCCACGGCGCUUGCUUCCCGGCGCUGUUCAAUUUCGGAGACUCCACUUCGGACUCGGGAGGCAUCCACGCCACCUUCCCCCGGCAGACUCCGGCCGAGUUCCCCCCCUACGGCGACACGUACUACGGCCGACCUUCGAACAAAUACAGCGAUGGCCGCCUGCUCGUCGACUUCUUGUGUCAAGCCAUGGGGCUGCCGAAUUUGCACUCGGCCAUGCAGACCGUGGACUCGGACUACUCGCACGGGGCCAACUUCGCCACGGCCGGCGCCACCGUCAUGCCCAUCACGUACCUCUCGCCCUUCCCGUUGCCCGUCCAGUAUCUGCAAUUCCUGCGCUUCCAGCAGGAUGUCAUCGCCCUCCGCAACAACCCAGCCACGAAGCCGUCGCUGUUGAGGCGCAUUCCGACGCUGGAGUCGUUCAGCACGGGGCUGUACAUGAUCGGCAUGGGAGGAAAUGAUUUCACAUUCGGGUACACCAAGGGCCAGAACAUCACCCAGGUGCAGCAGUUUCUGCCGCAAGUGGCAGCAGGUCUCGUGCAAGCGGUGAACGUGCUGUACUCGGCGGGAGCCAGGAACAUCAUCGUGCACGACAUCGAGCCGCACGGUUGUCUGCCUUACAUGCUCACCUUGGUUCCUCACUCGCCCGAAGAUCUGGACGAGUAUGGCUGCAUGGUCGACUACAACGAAGCGUCCAAGUGGUUCAACAGACUGCUCAAGGAACAAUUGGACGAAGCUCGUGCUUCGCUUCCCGGCAUCAGCCUCCACAUGCUGUCCACCUACACCAUCAAAAAAGAAUUGGCCGAAAACCUCACUGCUGCCGGAUUCGAGUUCAAUACCAAGGCUUGCUGCGGAGUGCCGUCGGAGUACAACUACAACUUGCAGGUGAACUGCGGAAAGACGAAGACCAUCAACGGAGUGACAUUGACAGCCGUGAAGUGCGACGACCCCAACAAGUACACCGUGUGGGAUGGAGUGCACAACACCGACGCUGGCAACCGAUACGUGGCCCAACAAAUUCUCACCGGCAAGUACUUCGAUGAGCCCUUCCCCAGGCUCACCGACGAGUGCGAGCUCAAGGCCUUGGAUUAGAAGACUCUUGCAGGACAUCACAGGUCUGUUCAGUUCAAUAUGCAGGCUUCAGAGUAGACGACGACAACAACAACAACAACAACAAUACUUGGAGCUUUUUUUCUGGCUGGCUGGGAUCGAGAGAGACAGAGAGGGAGGGAGGGAGGGAGCUAGGGAGAGAGAGAGAGAGACAGAGAGACAAGGAGGUUUCAGCUCGAACAGUUUUUUAUUGAUCGAUUCGUCGGAAUGAGAAACUAGCAUCAGUGACUACAAGAUCUACUCGGACUCCGAGGCAUCGAUCGAUUGGUGAGCGUGAUCACUCGAAUGGCUGGCUGGCUGGCUGGCAGGCAGGCUGCACGGCAACAGGGCGUCCCCGCCCCUCCCAUGCACCCCAUCCCAACCCACCCCAACCCACAACUGGACUGGGAAAUCGUUUAGGCGAGUGUGCACAUACUAGUAUCCAGAUCAACCACAGCUCAAUUGGUUACGUGUGGAGUCGAAGAUCAGAGCCAGCAUGAUUCGUCCAUCGACCUUGGCACCAUAGAUAGCUGCUGCACCUCUAUCUUGGACCUCUACUUGGAAUCAUAGGGGCUCGAGGAGUGGUAGACAAAAAAACAUGUUACGGUGAUCAACGUAUUAUUGUACACCGAUACGUAGAUUGAUAGACUGACAGGCGAUCAUGAUCUCUCGAUAGCUUGCUUCUCGGUCGAUCAUGAAUAAAGCGAUUAGUCUCAGACCUCCAUUCUCUGCAGCUCGCUGGCUCGCUGGCUGCAGACAGGGGGUCGGCAGUAGUAGUUUAGACGUUAAUUAUUCUCGAAAUACAGCAAACUGAUCACCAUCCAUCCAUUCUUUGCGAGCAAACUCAGUUAGUAGUAGUAGUAGUAGAGAUUCUGAAGUUUGCCCUGAAAUUACAAGGAUCUGCUUCAGAGGUUGGUCAUACCUCAACUGGACCUGUGAGGUGGGAGUUGUGAAAAAUAGAUCGGUCUCGGAAGAAGAAGAAGACUCAGUCAUACGACGACCCAGGAAUUCAUAUGAGGGAGCAGUGAAGAAGACAGACAGACACAAGUGACUUUGUCGAUCGGAUUGCUGUUGGGGGUUGUUUCGGCAUAGCCAGGCGGUUUGAAUGCAAAUAAAAAAGGCACAUCGUACGUACACUACAAGUUC